AUGGACCCAUUGGAGCAAAGCCACAUUACUUUGAGAGGAGAUGUUGACUCGAUGAAAAACCAAAUAGACCAACUUGUGGAGGCUAUGAUAGCUUUGGAAAAGAGGGAGGACAACAUUCAGCGGACUGCAGUUAUUGAGAAUGUCAUUCCACCUAUAGUAAAUGAUCUUACACAACCUCAGCUUGUGCAAACCCCAGUUGAUAGCUCUGUUGUACAAGAACGUCAUAUUGUUCGAGAUGGGGGUUCCUCAUAUCAUGAUGCUGUGGAGUAUCACAGUUUUGCAUUCUUUGCGCAAGAUUCCCAUGGGACAUUCCUGAUGGUUAAUACUGAACGACCACAAGAUGAUGAGAUUGUUGAAAGAUGUUUCGUGCUAGAUAAAAGACUCAAGGCCAUAAAAGGACAAGAUACUCUUGAACUGAAUGCCUUAAACAUGUGUUUGGUACCUGGCCUGGUUAUACCCGCAAAAUUCAAAGUACCAUCAUUUGAGAAGUAUAAAGGGGAUAAUUGUCCAAAGAACCAUUUGGUUAUGUUUUGUCGAAAAAUGACCUCUUAUGCUCACAAUGACAAGCUGAUGAUUCACUGUUUUCAGGACAGUUUGAUUGGGGCAUCGUUGAGCUGGUACAUGAAGUUAGAAAGGAAUCAUAUUUAG
Lathyrus oleraceus (garden pea) is the source of this 648-nucleotide messenger RNA. RefSeq lists its product as uncharacterized. NCBI's taxonomy places the organism in Eukaryota, Viridiplantae, Streptophyta, Magnoliopsida, Fabales, Fabaceae. The record is from RefSeq and is a predicted model, not a curated record. The transcript has a single exon. Bases 1 to 648 code for a protein of 215 amino acids.